AUGAAUAAUCCGAAAGCCAAAUUUCUCAUUAAUUAGAGAAGUGCUGGGAUGUUGCCUUAGCUUAGAGAUAAUGGACCUAAGAAGUCACUCUCUGAAUUAAAAGAUGAUAUUGAAAGUGGGAAUACUGAUGGUUUUAAACUUACAAAAGAAAUCGUUGAUUAACUACUAGAUGAUAAUAAUAACAAAAUGUACGAUGUUAAACUUAAUUAGGAGAGCGUAUAGGAUAUUACAAAUGAGGAGAGAAUUCACAGAAUUGAAAUCAAACUCAAGAAUCAGUAUGUCGAGAAACUCAAAAAUACUUUCAAGAAAAUGAGGAAUAAUAGUAAAUUCGAGUAUGCGCCGAAUACUAAUUUGUCUUUUAUUGGAUCAAAGAUAAUCAAAUAAAAGCAGAAGCUGUAUUAGGAAAAGCCAUUGAAUUAUCUUUAGAAAUUGGAAAAGCAAGAGGAGAAAAGGAUUGAGUUGCCGUUGGAUGUUUCUAUUUUAAACUUACACUCUAGUGCUGAGAGGAAAAAAAGUAAUAUGCAGUUAGUUGAAACCCCUAGACAAAAAAAGCUGAACCAUUAUAAUAAUCAUAGCUUCCUUUAGAUAGAUUUGGAUAAUAUGAAAUCCAGACUAAAAGAGCUCAUGGAUGAUGAUGAAGAGGAUGAUGAUUUGAAACGAAAUUAAGACAAUCAAAGUUCAGGCAGCAAAUUGAAAGAUUAUAAUAAGAUUCUGGAUUAGUUUGAUUCAUUAAUUAGCAAAUAUGAAACUGACGAUGAUGAUCAACAGGAUGAUAAAGAUUUUCAAGAGCAUGUUGACAAACUCAUGGCUAAGCUUUCUACUAACCAUUAAACAUUUUUUAAGGAAAAAUUACUUGAACCAUUUUACGAAGAAGAUGAGAAAUAUAAAACUUCUGUGUUCAGGAAAAUUUAGUCUAUUAACACAAAUUAUGAUAAAAUUAUAAAAAAGAUUAGCGAAAGAACUAUUCAUUAGACUUAUUUAAGUGAGAUCCUAAACAAAUAAAUCCAAGAUAAAGAUAUGAACUUAAGGAAGAAGUCCAGAUCAGUUUUACCAUCGAUCAUAACACCAAAAAUGAUAAGUAACUCUGAUUCAUUGAUUACAAGAAUUCAUUAGGAAAUGCUUCAAAUAAAGCAGACAAAUAAAGAUGCAACUAGCGUGCUACGAACAAAAGGAAGUUCUGAAUCUAAAUUAUCUCCAAGGAAAGAUCUUAAUGAUUCAAAGUUCCCUGAUAUUUCCCAUAGAGAUUCCUCACUAGAGAAAAACAAUGGAAAUGUAUUGGAAGGAAAAGCAUUAAAGAAGCAAACAUCUAAUCCAACCAUCUUAAUUGAUGACAGGAACUAGAUUGAUGAGGAAGAGUAUGACAAUGAUGAAGAUUUAAACUUUGAUCAUGAAGAGGAUCCCAAAAAGUCAUUAGAUAAAGAAAAGAAAAGCUAGAAUUUUAAUUCUGAGAGAACUUCAAAGGUAACAUCAAAUGGAAAAAGUAUGAUGUAUGAUUCAAGAGGUAAUUUUCACAAGAAAAUUGACCCAAAUACCAGGCAACUUUACAAUAAAGAUAUAGCUUUGAAUUUAGGCUUGGAUGAAGAUUUAAGAAGGUCGAGAGAAUAUUCAAAUAAAAGUUUCAGAACUAAUCUUUCUUAGUCAAUUAGAAUUCAGGGAAUGAGAAGUACUUAUAAAGCCAAAUUUGCAGAAGCUACAGCUCAAGUAAAUUUUUAAACCCCAGUUUCUGAAACUAGAAAAUUUGAUGUAUAAGAGAGUUAACAACAGCAGCAAUAAUUAAACAAUGGGAAUGCAUUAGAUAAUUCAGCUGAAAGGAAGUAAUAGUAUAUUUUACCUCGAGCAAAUUUUGAAUUACCAAAUUCUUAGCUUAAUAUGAUCUCAUAAAAUUCUCUUCACAAAAGAACCAAAACAAAUAUAGCUGCUAAUUACAGCGCUUUAAAGCUCAUCUAGAAUUAAUAAAUAACUCAAAAAAGUAAAUAGUCUAGUUAAGAUAAAUCAGUAUUUAAAUUCGACGACCAUUUUAACAGAACCAAUCAAAGUCUCACAGGAAAUCCCUCUAAGACUGGCAAUUGCUAGUAACUUGUAGAUCAAUCUACAAAUGAUAUAGUCAGUUCAAGAUUCUUGCCAAUUAUCCACAAAAAUUAAAAUGGAAAUACUGUCGACUAUUCGUCUCUGAUUAUGGAAUAGACUUAGGAGAACUUACAGGCAAAAAAUUUCACAAAACAUAGAAGCAGACAGUUUAAGACUAAUUAAACUAUCCUUGCUUAAAAGUACAAGAAGCCCCAGAAAAUAAAGUAAAUAGACUCAAAGUUUGAUGGCAUGAUAUUGAUAAAGCCAUAGUUAUCUCCUAGAGACUCAAACAUAAUUAAUCACAAUUCUAGUGUUGUCAUAGAUGGAUUGAUGCUGCAAUAAGCUAGCUUUGAUAGAGAUAGGGAUGAAUAAAUUCCAUCUAGUUUAAAAAGUAAAUCUAAACUUCUAACUAGAAAGCUUUAUGACUAGUCUGUGCUCUCCAAUUAAAGAAAUGAGAGCGGAGAUAUUAAGCUGAAAUCACCAGCUCUAAGUCCUAGAAAUAUUAAUUUAUGA
Molecule: messenger RNA, 2580 nt
Organism: Stylonychia lemnae
Lineage: Eukaryota; Ciliophora; Spirotrichea; Sporadotrichida; Oxytrichidae
Source: the annotation of a GenBank genome assembly